UUAGAACGUACGCCUUUAUUUAUAAUAGUGAUAUAUACUCUGUUAAAGAAAUACAGUGCCUCAUACGAAAGUUCAGACACCUUGCACGACAUUGAGGACAAAUUUGUUACCCUUAGACCAGGACGAUCGUGAUUCUUUUUGCACACCUUUCCAUCAAUUUUCCGUUAUUGUUUAUUAAAAAUAAUUCAAAUGUUUUGAAAAUUAGUAUUUGUACUGAAAUGAAUUAUUUUUAAUUUUUAAUUGAAAUAUUCACUUAUAGCUCUCUUUUACAAAAAGUUCAAUUGUAAAAAUACUUGUACUUUUUUUAAAAUGUGAGUGUUUAGAGUAACAUUAUUUGAAAUUCAUUUAAUUUAGAAGCAUCAGUAAUGUGUUACUCGGUGUCAAUUUUCAUAAAUAAGGCAAUUCUAUUCUUUAUUACACUAAAAGAAUGACAGAGCCCCAACAACUACGGGAAUUAUCUCUAGGGAUAUUUUUAAGGAAAGUCCUAUAGCUCUUAAAAGAUAGCUACACAAAGGAGAUUUCCCGUUAUGCAGAUAACAUUAAAAUAUUUUUUUAUAAUCAUUGACUCGCAAUGAAAGACGGCCCCAACCUUAUCGCCGGCAAUUUAUUCGCCAAAAAAAAUUACGGCGAUUAAGCUCGACAGUGAGCAUAGGUAAACAAUUUUCCCAAAAAAAAAUAAGAAUCUUUCUAGGAGAGAUGGUUUACAUAAAAAUAUAUAUUGGGCCAAGGAAAUGGAAACAAAUGGCACAGAAAUUCUUUACAGAAAAAGUUUUUUUCUUUAUUGUUCUGUUCUAAUAAACAAAACCCCUAUUAAAUCAAUUCUUAACAGGUUGAAUGCAUUAAUUAGAGAUAUCCCUAACUCGUCCGUUGUUCCAUGCAUUUGGCUCUGAUGGGUUGGGUUCUCUCUCUUUUCUUAUCCUAAUCGACAUCUUAACCCACAUAUGCAAGUAAUUUCUGGAUUACUAUGGUUACUUGCUAUUGGGAUUUGAACCCCGGUCCUAUCUUGUGAGGAGUGGUGCCGCCAUCACAUCUCCCCAAUGUACCCACAAAUUAAAGGCAAUUUGUGAAAUAUUUUGAAAAAUAAUAGUUUCACUAAUCCUUGUAAUAAUCAUCAAAUAAAAAUACAAGAUCGAAAAAAAAUAAUUGCAAAUCGUCCUUAACGUGCAGCAAUUGUUCGAUUUCAAUGUGUCCGGAUUGCCGUUUGAGGCACUGUAUUUGUCCGAUUUCGGAACGUUGCGCGCUGACUGUGUUGAUGAGUAGCCGAUACUACUGCGGUAAGUUAUUUUCAACGAGUUCAAAAAACCGUUAUCUUCCAAAUUCUCAUCGGGUUAGCUAACCUCAGGAAAGGAAUAUUGAUAAAAGUAAGGAAGCAUAAAAAGUAGUUCAGAACUCACCAGUUUUAACAAUUUAUUCGUUUGGGUGCCCUUCAUUAGUGCUGUAACGAGUAGAUUUUACACACUACAACAUCACAUACCAAGUCUCCGGCAAACGGUUGCUAAGCAACGUAAAGCCGGCACCAGGCUACAGGACGAUAUAUAACGCUAUUGUCGCUCUAUCGGACGCUUUUAGCAACGACAAUCUUGCUAUCGACAAAAUCUGCUUGGGUGACUAGGUUAUAAUCGUUAUCUCACAAACGGUGUAUCCGAAGUUCGUAUACAAUAUGGCAGAACUUGCUCUAUCGCAACAGCCGUGUGCUUUGGCGAAGUCGCAAGGUUCGCCACAACCAAACGAACCUUUCACCGUCAACGAUCUUGAUCCGACGAUUCGAGAAGCAUUCCCCAAGCUGAAAGCCUUCAAUAAGAUACAGCUGGCAGUCGCUAAAACCGUUAUGCAAACAGACGAUUCAAUCGUCGUUAACGCACCCACCGGUUCAGGCAAGACCGUGAUCCUUGAGCUUGCCAUGACUAAGCUUGCCCGGGAAGCAAGAGACAGCGCGUUCCGAAUCCUGUACCUAGCGCCGACACGUUCGCUCUGUGCGGAAAAGUUUCAAGACUGGAAGGUACGCUUCGCUCCUCUCGGCAUAAGUUGCAUUCAGUUCGAUGGCGAUAACGCGGUCGAGGAUGUUGGCAAGCUCAAUAGCCAUCGGCUUAUUUUAAGCACACCAGAAAAAUGGGAAGUUUUCACGCGGCACUGGGAUGAUCAGAAUGUGGGAUCCGUACUACGUGCCAUCCGGUUGCUUUUGAUUGACGAAAUUCAAAUCAUCAGUGAUAGCGAACGGGGUUCGAAUCUGGAGCUGGUAGUGUCCCGCAUGAAGUACAUCGAUUCAAGGCUCCGUAGAGAGCAACCAAACAUUAGCGACGUACCGGAAUCUAUUCGAUUCAUUGCCGUUUCUGCCUGUAUCCCCAAUGUGGAUGAUUUUGCAGCGUGGCUCAAAAACGACCGAAACGUGGUUCCGUUCUCGUUCGAUGAAACUAACCGGACGACGAAAAUCGAGCGCCAUGUGCUAAACUUUCCUAGUGCUUCGAAUCCGUAUAGGUUCGAAAUGAAUCUCAACUACAAACUGCCGGCGAUCAUUGAUCAAUAUUCGCGCCAGAAACCAACCCUGGUCUUUUGUAUGUCACGUAAAAGCGUAGAAUCGACCGCAAAAUUUCUUGCCCGAUCGAACCUAAAGCGAAGCAUUCCGGUAGAACCAACGCUUAACGAACUGGCAGACAAUUUGGCAAACAGAAGCUUGCAGGAGUGUGUCACGAAAGGUGUCGCUUACCAUCAUGCCGGUUUGCUGCACAACGAUCGUAACCAGAUCGAAAACCACUUCCGCGCCGGACAUAUAGCUGUCCUUUGCUGUACCAGCACCCUCUGCAUGGGUGUCAAUCUGCCCGCUUACCUGGUGAUUAUCAAGUCCACGUUUAACCACGUGGGCAAGGAUUACACCGACAACUACAUCCUGCAGAUGAUCGGCCGUGCCGGACGAGCCGAGUACAACGAGGCUGGUGUAGCGGUCAUACUGACGACGGACGCGAAUCUGGCACGUUAUCGAAAGAUUGUUACCGAAACGAUCCCGAUCGAGUCGCAGCUGCGGAAGAAGCUUCCGGAGCUACUAAACUCCGAGAUAGCUCACGGCAUCAUAUACGACCAGCCGGCCGUCAUGGAAUGGAUAAGGUCCACCUUUUUCUACAUUCGUGCCCGGCGGAACCCACCACACUAUCAGCUGUCCGGCGGGCGGCUUAUCGAAGAGGAGAUCGAAAAGCUUUGCAACGAUACGAUAGAAUCGCUCGAAGCGAACGAAUUGAUAGUAAGGCAACGGUCCAAUACGAUCGCUCCAUCGGUCUGCGGCCGAUUGAUGGCACGCAAUCAACUAUCCUUUCAAACGAUGAAACUGCUUCAGCAGGAUAUGAACGGUAAGGAAACGCUGGACGAGAUGCUUGUCCUCAUCACACGAGCCCACGAAUUCGCUGAGUACAAGUGUCGCCAAGGGGAGAAAAAGAUUCUCAACACCCUUAACGGGCCAACGAUCUCUACUUCGUUCUGUGAUGGAGGGGACGACCUGGCCACUGGGGUACGGUUCCGCUGGCCUCGACGCAUCAGUACGACCGGUGCGAAGGUCUACUGCUUGGUGCAGGCGAUAUUCGGCAAUCUAACCAUUCCCGAUCACGGUUUGCAUCAGGAAGCGGCCAAAAUCGUGACCCUUGGAGCACGAAUCGCUCGUUUCGUGGUCGGGCUGCUAACCGCCAACCGGGAUCAAUUCGAAUCCGGCUGCUUGCGAGCGCUCGUCAGCGUGACCACAUUGUUGCAAUGCUUCCACACAAAGCUCUGGGAGGACAGCCCGUUCCUCACCAAGCAGCUCGGACAAAUCGGACCAAAGCUCGCGCGUCAUUUGGCGGAUCGUGGCAAGGUUACGUUCAAAGCCUUGCGCAAUUCUGAUCCUCGCGAAAUUGAGUGCAUCCUGAAAAAGCAGCCACCGUUCGGUAACGAUAUCUUAAGCUUCGUUGGAGGUUUACCUGAGUUUACAAUCGAACUGAAGAAGAACGCAACAGAUCCGCCCACUUUCACAUGUACUGUCGGGCAGAGCAACGUGGACUACGAUCCGGAAGUUUCGGUAAGCUUCAGUAUUUUGGUAGGUGAUUCGGCUAACCGCGUCCUACUGCAUCUGGACAACUGUACCGUGGAAAACAUACCCGUGAUGGGUUGUACAUGGCCGUUGACGGUAAAGGACAGCUCUGUCGAAUCGCUAUCCGCCUACCUUAUCUGCCAGAACUGGACAGGGCUGGACUGUUCGCAUGUGUUAUGGCUAGUGGAGCCACCGGCCAUUAUCAAACAUCGGCAAACUGCUAUAACGCACUUCUUUCCAAACACUUCCGCCAACGAAACACACCUGGCAAACCAAACAUUUUGCACCGAGAAGCUUGCGGUGCCUUCGGCACUAGAAUUAUCCCGCAUGCGAUUGAAUGUUUCCCACGCUAAUGAAUCGUCGUUCCAUCCGGUACUGAAACAGUCCACCCUAAACAUGUCCGGUUAUACAACGAACACUUCCAAACGAAACGAAUCGACCACCAGUGUUACGAACGUUAGUAGAACAACCGGUAAGCGAUGUGAAGUUCCUGACAUGGCCGAGAAGCCUCUUCGUUCCAUUUUGAAACCAGCUCCGUGUGUAGUUCCCAACAAACCGCAAGCUAUUGCACCGCUAAACAUUUCCGUGAGCACAACUAUUGGACAGCAUCCCACCCGCCUCCAAACGACAGAUAAAUCCUCAACGCCAGUGGAGUUAUUCCGGCAGGAUGAGAUUCAGUACAUCUUUCAGCCGGAAAAGUGCUCGCUAAAUUUCACACUCUGCAGCCCGGUUGACGAUAUUGUGGAGUGCUUCAAGAAGCAUAUCUUAUUUGUGGCCGAUCGUACAAUCAUCCCCGCACUGCCGACCAACCCUCCCACAGCUGAUAAAGUGGAGCGAAAAAAGAAAAACUUUGAUCUAGGGUCUGCCCGUGAUGUGAUUUGCUCCGAUGACGAGCACUAAUUUAGUAAUUUACUAUUUCGCUUAGUUA
Messenger RNA from Anopheles stephensi (Asian malaria mosquito), 4976 nucleotides. RefSeq names its product probable ATP-dependent DNA helicase HFM1. The transcript is spliced from 2 exons. Gene Ontology annotation, molecular function: ATP binding; nucleic acid binding. Lineage: Eukaryota; Metazoa; Arthropoda; Insecta; Diptera; Culicidae. The coding region runs from base 1661 to 4948 and encodes 1095 amino acids. The record is from RefSeq and is a predicted model, not a curated record.